Mya arenaria is the source of this 925-nucleotide messenger RNA. RefSeq names its product sushi, von Willebrand factor type A, EGF and pentraxin domain-containing protein 1-like. The record is from RefSeq and is a predicted model, not a curated record. The transcript is spliced from 5 exons. NCBI's taxonomy places the organism in Eukaryota, Metazoa, Mollusca, Bivalvia, Myida, Myidae. The coding region runs from base 1 to 795 and encodes 264 amino acids. Gene Ontology annotation, cellular component: membrane.
AUGAUAUCCCAACAGCUUCCUCCAGGGAAGUACUGCGUCUCGUUUGAGUAUCAGUCGUCAACAGGAAGCACUAUUAUAGAUUUAAAAAACAUCUCACCACAGUCUACAAAUACAACUCUCUGGACAGUCAAUGAGCGUGCAAUGCAGGAUUGGAAAAAUGUGUCUGUUGCAGUGAGCAGUAAUGAAACAUUUCAAGUCGCGUUUGUAGUACAUUUUGUUCGAGUGAACCAUGUUGGAAUAGACAAUAUCCAAAUAGAAAAAGAUUGCGGAACUCCAGAUCCAGUUACCCAUGCCAAUGUAUCAAUGUCUGCUACAACCUACAUGUCUGUUGCCACAUACACUUGUGAAUCCGGAUAUAACCUAUAUGGAAACAACACCAUACAUUGUAAGAGAAACGGAAAAUGGUCUACGGUCAAUGCGUCGUGUCAUCCUGGUGAUUGUAAAGCUCCGCCAAUUAUCCUACAUGGACACGUCGAUUCGAAUGCUUCAACGUACCUAUCUGUUGCCACAUAUACCUGCGAUCCCGGUUAUAAUAUCGUUGGAAAAGACACCACACAAUGUUUGCAAAACGGAACUUGGUCUUCUAUACAGGCGUCGUGUAAUCUACUCGAUUGCAACGUUCCAUCGACAAUUGACCACGGCAACGUGACCGUGCAGACAACAACCUAUCAUUCUGUCGCCUCCUACACUUGUGACCCCGGAUAUAACAUCAUAGGAAACAGGACAAUACAGUGCAUGAGUAGCGGAAACUGGUCCCGCACACAGGCAACAUGCAAGCCUGUCGGUAGGUCAUAAUGUAUUUAUUAAUCGAUAUUGAAGCGUCUUAUGUAUCAAUUGUAGCAAACCUUAAAGGUAUUCUUUAUUUAUUUUGAAUUCCAAGUAUAUCUUUGGUUUGAAAAAAAGAAAUCCGUUAGAGUAUACACUC